Molecule: messenger RNA, 492 nt
Organism: Colletotrichum truncatum
Lineage: Eukaryota; Fungi; Ascomycota; Sordariomycetes; Glomerellales; Glomerellaceae
Source: RefSeq, a predicted model, not a curated record
AUGCGGUUCUCCACCAUUCUUGUCUCGGCCUUCGCCGUAUUCGCCGGCGCCGCCCCGACUACCAACGAGCCCCGAGCCAACGUUGACCUUGGACGCUUGAACAAUCUCCAAGGUUUCAAGAACCUCGACCUCAACUACCUCCUUGCCCUCAAUGGGCUCAACCUUCAAGGACUUGGCCAGCUGGGUCAGCUCAACAACCUCAACGUUCUCACGUUUCAGAACCUCUUCGCCGCCCAGAACUUUGACCUCAACUCCCUGCUUCAAUUGCAGCAGCUGUCGACGCUGCUCGCAAUUCAGCAGCAGGGUGUCUUCAACAACGUUAACCUGGGCAACCUCAACCUGGGAGGUCUCAACCUAGGGCUCAUCCAGGGGGUUGGCCAAGUGAACCUCGGCCAGUUCAUCGACCAAGCUCUGCUUCCGCAGAUCACCCAAAUCGUCGAGAAGUCUUCUGGUUCACCAUCGUUGCCAAGGAGUAGGCCUGCUGCCUCUUGA